AUGUCUGAGUCUGGUCUCCUCACAUCUUCAAUUCAAUACGGAGUAGUGGCUCGCUCACUUCCCCUCAGCGGCAAAGUUCUUAAGGGGUACCUCGAUGCUGCCGGAACAGGAUUGGGUAUAGGAAAUCCUAAUGUUGAAUUUACACCCAACGUCUCUACCUGCAGUCUCACUUCCGAUGGUGGCACUGCCAGGGCUAUCUGGGGAAAGCGUAACGGGGAAGUGGCGGUGACUACGGCUGCUCGGGUCAUGGAUCCUGGGCGUGCAUCUUCAAAGCUAGUUAGAUGCAAAGUCGAAGAUCAUCAUGAUGGCGUUGUGAACGAGAUUGCGUUGGAUCCUGCUGUUAACCGAUUUGUAUCCGGAGGCGCCGACGGGCAAGUCAAGUUGUGGGAUACCAAGACGGUUGUGUGCUUGUGGUCUAGUGACAAGCAGCUCCAAUCGCUUGUGGUCGAUCCGUUCCUUAAGGUAUCUUCUGCUCUUGCAGAUGGCAUCAUCGCAGGUGCUUUAAGUAGUGGAGACAUUAUCUUCUGGACAUCGUCCCGACAAGUCCAUUCGGACGACUUAUCCAGCCCGGCAUCGUUUGCACAACAUCGCAUCGUGUCGCCCAUCUCCAAGGGGCAACUAUCUCCCCAGGAUGCAUUCAUACCCAAACCUCAACCAACUGUGCUACGUGUCCGUCGUCGCUCACAGACAACAGCAGCGCUACUCAUCGGGUACUCCGAUCACUCGUUCUUCUAUCGUAUUGUAGUUGACCUCACAUCCGGCAAAUACGAAACUACCGCAUUUGGUGAUCCUUCAUUCGGACACAACUCCAUCAUAGAACCUGUCUUUGCAGCUCAGCCAGAUGAUUGCAAUUUCAUCAUUACUGGUGAUUUGCUAGGUUCCGUUGGCAUUUAUGAUUGGGACACCCCUCAAACAUCCUCUUCCGUCGUACCCUCCCGUAGAUUCGAGGCUCACGAGGAUGACGCCGUGACUGCGCUUGCUUGGAGCUCGGUCGUUUUUGCCACAGGCUCUGCACGCGGGACAACGACGGUAUGGGACGCGCUCACCUUGGAGCCUCUUAGGUUGUUUUCGUCCCCGGUUCCCCGUACUGGACCGGGCCGCGAAGUUGGAGGUGUCAGCAAGAUUGUGAUUGAGAAAGAACUUUUAGUCAUCAUUGCUGACAAUAGGGUGAUGUCAUGGAAGGUGGGACAAGUACACCACCGUGAUGCUCCGCACAAAAGCAAACAUGCUCGUGCGAAUAGGAACCCAACUUCCAAAGGACAACAGCGAUACAAUCUGCACAAGGUCAUCAACGAAUCCAAACGUGAAUUAGAAGAGGAUAAUACAUAUGCGCGGCAUACCAUGGGGCGAGAAAGCGAGCAACGUUCCACUCUAAACGUGCUUGGACUGUCGGAAUCAGAGGCAGUAGAAUAUGUUUUGAUGCUCUCCCGCGAGGAAGAGGAGCAUCGCCGAGUUUCCCAUACCCUCGAUGAGGGUGUCUUCGAGGUUGACUUUGAAGACGAAACUUUCUUGCCAGUCGCUUCAAGUUCUUUGACAGCGGGUGGUUCUGCCAACCAGUCUUCUCCCAGUUCUAUCUAUUCCCGUACCUAUCCACGCGCCGCCCUUCCCAUGACCAAUAAGAAAGUACAGGUGUCUCCUGUCUUCGUCCCGGAACCUAUGGAAGCUGGCGUUACCAUAAGCCCACUCAGGAUACCUACAUCCCUGCCCGGUUCUUCGACGGGUACAAGGUCUUUGCCGGAAGUGGCUCGCAGCGCGUCGUCCUCUUUCGAACACUUUCCCUCGAUCAGCUCUAGCAUCUCCUCAUCGACCAGCAGCCUAGAGCAUAUUCGUUCUGCUUGGAGUACACCCUUACGGUCGCCGCCUUCAUCCCAUGGAGCUUCAUCCCCACAUGUUGGCACACCUAUCUUGCGCACGUCUAGUGCCUCGUUUUCUUCGAGCAUGGAAAUUCAUGAUAGGCGGUCCGAGGGAGAGCUCCUGGCGCCUCUGGAUUCAGACGAAAUGGAUGAGGAUUUGAAAUUUGCGAUUGAGUUGAGUCUUGCGGAAGCGCGUAGUCGAGGCGAGGUUUGA
Messenger RNA from Suillus subaureus, 2067 nucleotides. RefSeq names its product WD40-repeat-containing domain protein. The transcript has 2 exons. Gene Ontology annotation, molecular function: protein binding. The coding region runs from base 1 to 2067 and encodes 688 amino acids. The record is from RefSeq and is a predicted model, not a curated record. Lineage: Eukaryota; Fungi; Basidiomycota; Agaricomycetes; Boletales; Suillaceae.